AUGCUGUUUGACAAGACCCAGAUCCUGGCGGACUUCGACGAUCUAGUCGCCCGGCAAAUAGUCCUCUACGGUCCAGCGUCGGUCAUCAGCCUUAGGGAUAAAGCUUUCCAGUUCGAGUUCCGCAUCUGUCCCGCGCUGGCAUCGAAGCCGGCGACAAUUGGCGCCACGGAGAAUGCUGCAUUCGACACGGUUCCGAAAUAUGGCCCGGGGAGCGACCUCGCUGACGCCGAUCCGAAAUUGGUUGUGUCAAAAAUCCACGAUACUCACCUGCUGGUUAUGAACCGGUUCGCCGUCUUCCGGCCUCAAUACUUGAUCCUAACCCUGGACUCGUUCAGGCGGCAGACCGAGAGCCUCGACCGGACCGACCUCGUUGCCGCGUUGGCGGUCAUGCAAGCUCUGCCAGACGAACACUUCGUCAUGUUCAACUGUGGGAAUGAGGCCGGCUGCAGCAGACUGCACAAACAUAUGCAGGUUAUCCCCUGUUCGAAGGGUUUGACACUGUUCCCCGAUCAGGAUGGCCUCAACCCCAUGGACACUCCAUUCAAGUACUUCAUUGAACCGAUCGAUUCUUCGAUACACGCCUCACCUGGUCGGCUGCAUUCGAUAUAUCGCAGCCUCCAUGGAGAGGCUCUGCAGGCGUGGCAAUCUUGCACAGAAACGACGCUGGAAUACUUCCCGCACAACGUGAUGCUGACCAAACGCUGGAUCAUGGUCGUUCCCCGACGCCGAGCAGCGUUCCAAGGCGCGAGUGCCAACGCCGCCGGCAUGAUGGGUAUGGUGUGGCUGACGAAUCCACGGCAAUUGGACAGAUGGGAGGAGAUCGGCCCUGCUCGAGUGCUCGAGGAGCUUGGAGUCCCAAACCGACGUGGCCAGCCCGCUAAGAAUACCUCUAGCUCUCACAUGUAG
Molecule: messenger RNA, 906 nt
Organism: Cladophialophora carrionii CBS 160.54
Lineage: Eukaryota; Fungi; Ascomycota; Eurotiomycetes; Chaetothyriales; Herpotrichiellaceae
Exons: 2
Coding region: 1-906 (301 amino acids)
Biological process (GO): nucleotide metabolic process
Molecular function (GO): ATP:ADP adenylyltransferase activity; ATP binding
Source: RefSeq, a predicted model, not a curated record